Messenger RNA from Pollicipes pollicipes, 1801 nucleotides. Its product is annotated as V-type proton ATPase subunit C 1-A. The coding region runs from base 111 to 1262 and encodes 383 amino acids. Lineage: Eukaryota; Metazoa; Arthropoda; Thecostraca; Pollicipedomorpha; Pollicipedidae. Gene Ontology annotation, cellular component: lysosomal membrane; vacuolar proton-transporting V-type ATPase, V1 domain. Gene Ontology annotation, biological process: proton transmembrane transport. Gene Ontology annotation, molecular function: proton-transporting ATPase activity, rotational mechanism. The transcript has 9 exons. The record is from RefSeq and is a predicted model, not a curated record.
AGGUGGGGGCUUGGGGCCUAUUUGUGGGUUUUCAGCAACUUUCACUGCAUUCUUUUCUGAAAUAAGAUUGCUUAUCACUACAGGUGCAUUGGAAGCUUUGCAAGCCCGCCAUGGAGUACUGGCUGAUAUCAGCCCCUGGUGAAAAGACCUGCCAGCAGACCUGGGACUCACUUCAGAAUGUCACUGCCAAGCAGGGUGACCUGUCAGCAAACUGGAAGUUUCAUAUUCCAGAUUUGAAGGUUGGCACGCUGGACCUGUUGGUCGGUCUCUCUGAGGACCUGGGCAAGCUGGACACAUAUGUGGAACAGGUCAUGAAGAAGGUGUCCAACUACCUGGGCGACGUUCUGGAGGACCAGCGAGACAAGCUGUCUGAGAACCUGCUUGCCAAUGGAGUGGACCUGGCCACUUACAUCACGCGUUUCCAAUGGGAUAUGGCCAAGUAUCCCACCAAGCAGUCGCUCAAGAACAUCUCUGACAUCAUCAGCAAACAGGUGUCUCAGAUUGAGGGCGAUCUCAAGGUUAAGGCCAACCAUUACAACAACCUGAAGAGCAAUCUGCAGAACAUCGAGCGAAAGCAGACUGGCUCGCUGCUGACGAGGAACGUCGGCGAUCUGGUCAAGAAGGAGCAGUUUGUGCACAGCUCGGAGUACCUCACCACGCUGCUGGUGGUCGUGCCCAAGAUGUACUACCAGGACUGGCAUAACAAGUACGAGCGGCUGACGGACAUGAUCGUGCCGCGCUCCACCCAGAUGGUGUUCGAAGACAACGAUCACGGCCUCUUUACCGUCUGCCUCUUCAAGAAGGUGGUGGACGAGUUCAAGCAGAAGGCCCGGGAGAACAGGUUUGUGGUGCGGGACUUCACCUACAACGAGGAGGAGCUGGCGGCCGGCAACAAUGAGUACUACAAACUGGCCUCCGAGAAGAAGAAGCAGCUGGGACCGCUGGUACGCUGGCUCAAGGUCAACUUCAGCGAAUGCUUCACCGCCUGGAUUCACGUCAAGGCGCUGCGUGUGUUCGUCGAGUCGGUGCUCAGGUACGGCCUGCCGGUCAACUUCCAGGCGAUGCUGCUGCACCCGCAGAAGAAGACGCAGAAGCGACUGCGGGAGGUGCUGAAUCAGCAGUACGCCCACCUGGACUCCACUGCCUCCAGUGGCGACAAGCACGAGGUGAUGGACAUUCCUGGACUCGGCUUUGGUACCGGCGAGUACUUCCCUUACGUGUACUUCAAGAUCAAUAUUGACAUGGUGGAAAAAACAAAUUAGGCUUCGGCACAUCGGAGCUUAGCAGGUGUAUGAUACGGUGUGAUGUGAUGUAUAUACGUGCGAGAGCGCGGUAAUCGGAGACACAAAUGUAAUCGGCGUGUGGAAUGAUUCCUGGCAAUGGGUGUAAGACGUGGCCAUCGGCAUGCCAUAAGCGACAGUAACUAUCGUGAAUAUCUCCAGAAUUGUCUAGCAUCUGACGCGGCAGGUAUUUAGCCGCAUUUCUCGGUUCUAUAGCUACAUUCCAGAUUGGUGCUCCCUGUGAAGCCAACUCGGGCUGCUGCCGACGAGGCCGACGCGCGUGCGACAGCCGCGGCGGGGGUCGGCGCGCCGCCGCCCGCCAGCGGCUGCCUCGCAGGUGGCGCCGUGAUCGUCGCGCUGAUGCUGGGGGAGGGCGGCGGGCGCGGGAGCGGGGCUGCCGCAGCCGUUGUGAGAUGCCGCUGUUGUGUAGUGGCGCGGAUGUGGGUCGCAGACUACCGGUAGUGCGUCGUCGGUGAUUGUGUGUAUCCAACUACGCGAAAUAAAAUGUGCAAUGUAUGUUC